Molecule: messenger RNA, 5029 nt
Organism: Daphnia pulicaria
Lineage: Eukaryota; Metazoa; Arthropoda; Branchiopoda; Diplostraca; Daphniidae
Gene: snama
Product: E3 ubiquitin-protein ligase RBBP6-like
Exons: 19
Coding region: 128-4756 (1542 amino acids)
Biological process (GO): ubiquitin-dependent protein catabolic process; protein ubiquitination; mRNA processing
Cellular component (GO): nucleus
Molecular function (GO): nucleic acid binding; zinc ion binding; ubiquitin protein ligase activity
Source: RefSeq, a predicted model, not a curated record
GAUUCCUCGCGAGACUAAAAAGAAACUACGAUUGAUGCCGAGUUGCCGAGCCGACCCACUAAUGAAUACCCGGUUGUCGACGCUUACGUUUUUCUCCAGGAAUAUGUGAGCAAACUGUACCGGGAAAAUGUCUAUUCAUUACAAGUUUAAAUCGGCGAUCGACUAUGACACGAUUACAUUCGAUGGCCUUCACAUCUCAGUUUCUGACUUGAAAAAGGCAAUUGUCCACCAGAAAAAACUGGGCAAGGCUACAGACUUUGACCUCAUGAUAACAAAUGCGCAGACAAAUGAAGUUUACACAGAUGAAUCUGCAUUGAUUGCCAAAAAUACUUCAUUAAUUGUGGCACGAGUCCCUGUAGCUGGUGCCACCAACAAAAAAUUCUGGGAUAGAGGCGAACCUUCAUUGAUCGGAACAACAUCGUCGUCGAAUUCGUCGUCAUCAAAGGGUGCUCCCCCCGGGACCAGAAAUGAAAAUGAAGUCACAGUUGCCAUGGCGAACAUCAAUGCGGAUUCUGCCGGUUCCGCGCUUGAUAAUCUUGCCCAGGCUACUGACCUGUCUCGAAGUGAGGCUUCCGAAGAGGACAAAAUCAAGGCCAUGAUGACACAAAGUACUCAGGACUACGAUCCAUCUAAAUAUAUGAAAAUUCGUGGUCAAGGUCAAGUAGGACCCGUUCCUGGUAACUAUUGUUGUUUCAAAUGCGGUAUGCCUGGUCAUUGGAUCAAACAAUGCCCCUUGAACUUGACAAUGGACAUUAAGAAGAGUACCGGAAUUCCAAGAAGUUUCAUGGUACCUGUUGAAGGUCCAGAGGUUCCUGGAGCGAUGAUGACUCCAUCGGGGCAUUUUGCUGUCCCUGCAAUUGACCAUGAGGCAUAUCGAGAGAUCAAGAAAGAACGACCGCCUUUUCAGGCUGAAUCGCCGACACCCGAGGUGGUAAAACCUGUCAUUCCAUCUGAAUUACUGUGUUCUCUGUGCAAAGAUCUAUUGUCUGACGCAGUACUUAUUCCCUGCUGUGGAGAUUCCUUCUGUGAUGACUGCAUACGAGCCCUACUUCUCGAUUCAGAGGAGCAGGAAUGUCCUCAGUGCCACACGAAAGCUGUUUCGCCUGACACACUGAUACCAAAUCGGUUUUUACGUACGGCUGUCACCAAUUUUCGAAGCGAAACGGGAUAUACGAAAGCUGCUCCCGUUGUCGCCCCUGCUGCUGUUGUGGAACCUGUUGUUGUUCCUGAAGUCAAAGAAGAUAUUGAGGACGAGAAAGAAGAACCCGAACUGAUUUUAGAGGAUGAAGAAUUCAAGGAAGAAAUUGCAACUUCUCCGGUGGCUGAAGAAGAGUUUAAUGAAGAACCGAGUGAACCACCUCCACCGGGCGGAGAAAGCCUCGAAGAAGUUAGAGUCCCUACGCCUACGGUCGAUGAAAAGCCUCCUGCAACUCCGACUGCUAGUGCUGAGGGUACCCAGGCUGAUGUGGUUAAACAGUCACCUACCGCACCUUCGAAAAGUACCCCACCGGCAGUCAACAAUUUGUCUAUUUUAGCUCAGAAAGCUCCAUUGAUUGCACUUCAACAAGCUUUAUUACAAGGAAAUCCACUCUUGCUUGGCUCGCAGAAUAUACAACAGAUUGCCCUAAUUCAACAAGGGCUGAUGGCGAUGCAGCGUAUUCCUCAUUCUUCACAGUCAGCCCCUUUGUUGCCUACACCCACUCCAAUACAGACUGCUCCGGUUUCGCAGACAAUACCGCCGCAGAAUUCUGUUCCGAUUCAGCCACUCAUGACUGCCCAACCUCCCACUCACAUACCACCUCCGGGAUUCCCUCGAUCCAUGCCACCGCCUAGAUUUCAGGGUCCAUCGAUCCCCCCUCCUGGUGCUAGACCAAUGAUGCCUCCAGGAGGACCAAGAGGACUACCUCCAAUGGGUUACCCAGGUGCUCCGCCGUUUCCUCCUAAUGGCAUGGGAAUGCCUCCAGGCUACGGCAAUCAUGCUUCUAGUGCAGCCAGUCAACUGGCCAGCCACCCGAUUUUACAGCAAGGUGUGAUCGAAGACCCCUUGGCUGCCUUUGAGAAACUCUUGAAGGAGAAAGAAGAACGUGACAGAGCACGAAAAAAGCGAAGAUCAAUUUCGCGGUCAAGGAGUCGCUCUCGGUCUAGAACACGUCGAUCUAAAUCACCUAGGCAGCGGAGUCGAUCGCGCAGUGGAUCUCCUCCCCGAAGACGUUCUCGAUCUCAUUCUCCCAGCCGACGGAGAAGAAGUCCAGCAGUACGUGCUCGCAGAGGUAGAUCGCGAUCGCGGUCUCCAUCGGGUGGGAGAUCUCCUAGUCCUCGGAGCGGACGUCAUGGGUUUUACGAUCGGUCACCGUCACAUGGAUCCCCUGGAAGAUACCCUCGAGAGUAUCGUGAAGAGUUUCCUAAUGCUGCAUCGGCAAAUUAUUACCCACCAUACGGUUAUCCACCUAUGGGUCCACAAGGCCUACCAAUGAGAGGAUACGGCGGUCCUCCAGGUCCAAUGGGCCCGAUCGGCAGAGGUGGCCCCAUGGGUGGUUAUGUACCACGAGGACCACACUUUGGAAUCGGCAUGCCUAGAGGAAUGGGACCACGUGGACCCUACCCUCCUGGAUACAUGGGACCAAGAGGACCGAUGGGAAUCGUAGGUGCUCCUCCUUCUCUGCUCUCACUCGACCUGGGAAGAGGUCGUGGAUAUCGAGAAGAACGACGGACUGACUACGAGCGUGAAUACUACAACCCCGAAGCAGACCGAACUCGCCGUUCACCUCCGCCACCUCCACCUGGAGAAUUUGAAUCAGACGCUCCUCUUAUUUACACUAAACCACGUCGUCCAGAUCAGCCCGAAAAAGGCCCAGAAAAGCCCAGAGAAAGAAUCAAAGAGCGCGAACGUGAAAGAGAUCACGGCCAUAUGAAGGAUGGCCGAGAGCGGGAACGCGAAAGGGAUCGGGAGCGAGGAGAUCGAGACAAGGAAAGAGAACGUGAUCGUGACCGUGAGAGGGAGAGGGAGCGAGAACGGGAACGAGACAGAGAGAGAGAUCGUGAACGGGAAAAAGGCAGAUCUCGACACGAAGUCCGGGAUACUAAAGAUACCAGUCGACGAACGGAAGCCAUUUCGCGAGAACGGGAUCGUGAUCGAGCGGGAUCUCCCAGUUCGGUCAGCAGCAAGUCCAGUACGACUACCAAGGAGAAAUCCAAGGAGAAGGAAAAAGAAAGAGAUCGUGAAAAGGAGAAGAAAAAGGAAAAGAAAGAAAAGGAUGAAGAGGACAAGAAGAAGGACAAGAAACGCAAGAAGAAGAAGGAAAAAGAAAAGGAGAAAGACAAGGAGAAAGAAAAGAAGGACAAGAAAAAAAGCAAACACGACAAAAAGAAGAGCGCCGACAGCGAAGACCGCGAAGCUGAAGCUGUACGAACGCAAAACCAAUUGGACCAGCCAUCAAUUCCUGGCGAUCGUAGCGGAGUGAUGGACGAUUCUGCCACAACAGGAGUCGACAGAGCGAAAUUGGAGCAUGCAAAUCAUCGAGAGAGCGAUGACUUUCGAAUUCCGACAGUUCCAGAGGAAGAAGCCGCCUUAGAAGAUGUUCUUAUCAUAACCACUGACAAAAGCCUCGAAUCACUCGUGGACGACAUCCCACCUACAGAAGAAGAUCCCGACAGUUCUAAAACAGUGAAAAAGGAUAGAAGCAGGGAAAGAGAGAGGGACGAUAAAGUGAAAGAAACCAAAGUUCUGCCACUUCCGCACUCGCGCUGGGAGGAAGAUUCGGAAGAAGAUGAAGGAAUUGACUCCGUGAAGAACGUGACUGACGUUGGCGCUAUUGGUGGAGACUCUGGUCAAGUCAAACGGCCAGAUAAUGCCAUCUUUCGUCGGGCUAUUAGUGCUAUCAAGCCUAAAGUGAUCGAAAUUAAAUUGCGACCCGAACGUCGAGUCUUGCUGGAUUCAGUCCCAGAAAAGAUCGGAGAAAUUGAAAUGGACGACAGCGGAAACGCAAGAGUGUCUCCUGAUUCCUUAUUGAAUCUAAGAGUCGCCGCCGCCGCCGCCCCGGUAGUGGUACCGAAAUUCAAUCCCGCCCUUGUCGAUUUGAAACUCCUUGACGUUGACGAGAAGAAGAAAUCGGUGCGCGACAGGUUGGGUGACAAAAUUGAGCCGGAACAACCACCUGCUAGGAAUCACGACAAGUCGGACGACACCAAGGACACCAAAGUUGAUAAAUCGAAAGAAAAGAAGGACGGUGGUAAAAAGGACAAGGAAAAACGUUCUAGUCCCGCCAAAGACAAGAAGGAUCGCAAAGAAGAUAAACGUGACAAAGACAAACGAAGUCGAGCUAAAGAGAAGGACAAGGAUAAGAAACACAAACGUAAAGAAAAGGAAGAAAAGAAGAGCAAAGAAGACAAAGAAAAGAAGGAUGAAAUGAAGCCUUCCAACACUGACGUUCGCCACGGCGACAAAACGAAAUCGAGCAAAAACGAUGACAAGCAAAUCGACAAAGACAAGGAGAAAUCUGAAAAGAUCAAGAAGCGGAAGCGUUCCUGGUCGAGCAGUACUAGCAGCAGUAGUUCCAGCAGCACUUCAGACUCGGAAAGCAGCUCAUCUGAAUCGGGCGGUGGAGGAGGUGGUAAGCGCAAGAAGAAGAAUCGUAAGAAGCGUCACGUUUCUUCCAGCAGUGAUUCUUCCGACUCGAGUCGCGAGCCCAAGAAGAAGAAGAAAAAGUCCAAAAAGACUUCGUCGAAGCGGAAGCAGAAAAAGACUUCUUCGCAGUGAAUAUACAGCGCGCUCAUCCCUCCUGUAAUACAUUGGACUGUGGAUAGCCUUCAUCUCCCCUGAUUUCUCCUUUAUAAUUUUUCUCUCCAUUAUUUCUUUUUGUUUUAGUUGUGACUUUUUUCCCCUCUUUUUUCAAUUUUCCCAACUGGAAUUUUUGUCGAGUCUUGCUUGCUCUGGGCUGACCUGAUGGUUUCGCCAGAAUCUGGCACAUUGCUGUGUUUUUAUAUUAUAAGGAAAUGCCAGUGGCGAUAGUAAUACACUUUCAAGUACAUA